Molecule: messenger RNA, 2362 nt
Organism: Drosophila suzukii
Lineage: Eukaryota; Metazoa; Arthropoda; Insecta; Diptera; Drosophilidae
Source: RefSeq, a predicted model, not a curated record
ACAGCACAGUGUUACGGCCACAGGGUGCCCACAGUAUCAGUCUACAGGAAAUGUGAUAAACAAACUAUCUGUUUUAGGAAAUAGUAAUUAUAAAUAUAUAUGGUAAAUAUUUUAAACAUACAAACCACAAUGAAGGAAAUGUGCCGAGUUUGCCAGCGAAAGUCGGCAAAACUGGCCAACAUUUUUGAAGGGAGGCAAGAUCGCGGCGUCCUCAUUGCGCAUAUGAUAUCCGAAGUUACCGGUUCUACACUCGAGAAAGGGGACGCACUUCCGGAAUUCAUUUGCCCGCCCUGCCUGCAAGACGCCCAAAAUGCAUUCGAUAUUAUAAAAACCUACGAGCGCAGCUACAAGAUCUUCUGCGAGGCAAAGGAGGCGAUCCUGGAGGACGAACUAUCGGAGGAAGAAGUAUGCCUGAUAUCAGAUAGCGAGAGUGAGAGAUCGUUCUAUGUCAAGGUCAAUGGCCAUGCCAAGGAAGAGACAUUAAAUGGAACUGAAGUCUAUGAGAUAUCAGAAAGUGAAUGUGAUCAAUCCGAACAACAAUCACAAGCCGAUGCCAUUGAAGACGAUGAUGCCAUUGAAGACGAUGAUGCCAAUAAUAAUGUUUUCGAUAGUACUGAAUCAAAGUUCCAGGGCCUGGUAAAGAAUGAAUCCAUCGAACAUGUCAAGAAAGCCUAUGAUACCUCAGGAGAUGAAAGUGAUCAAGAAUACUUUAAGAAUGAAGAUUCCGAUGAUAGCGAUUAUGUGGUCAAAGGGGUUCGCUCAAAGCAGAAGAAUAAUAAGUGUCCCUACUGCCAAAAGACCUUCCGGUGUCACGCUGCUCUCAUGGAGCACAAACGCAUCCAUACGGGUGAACGGCCAUUUAAAUGUCACAUAUGCCAACAGUCCUUUCGAAUCAAACUCCAACUCACACGUCACAUCUUGAAACAUACGGGCGAACGACCCUAUAAGUGUAGUCAGUGCCCAAAAGACUUCCGGGAUCGCUGUGGUUUAAGCCAUCACAUCAAGACUCACUCGGGGAAUAAACCCCAUCAGUGUUCAUUGUGCAAGAAGUGCUUUGGCUGCAAGGGUAAUCUUAACAAGCAUUUAAUGACCCACACGGGAGAAAGGCCCUAUAAGUGCACCGUCUGCCUGACAGCCUUUACGGAUCCAACAAACCUGAGACAACACAAGCGGAUUCACACUGGGGAACGAUACUUUAAAUGUAAAUAUUGUGAAGAGUCUUUUAUGUAUAAGGCUACUCUUGACAAGCAUACACGGGUUCACACACACCCAAAUGUUGCGCGGCAUGACAUAGUUAAGCGUGCCAGUAUUCCCUCAGAGAAGAAAAUAUUCAAGUGUUCAACCUGCCCUAUGACUUUUCCCAAGAAGUCUUAUCUUGAUCGUCACUUUAAGACCCACACGGGAGAACGACCGUUCAAGUGUGAUCAUUGUGAAAAAGCCUUUUUGGUCCGCGGAAACCUCGUUAAACAUAUUAGGAUCCACACGGGGGAACGACCCUUUAAGUGUACAAUCUGCAAUUCAUCUUUUGCGGAUGGAUCGAAUCUAAACCAACACAUGCGAAUUCACAAACAGGAUAAAAGGUUUAAGUGUGAUCAAUGCGAUAAGUCAUUCCUGGAUAACGCUCACCUCAAGAAACAUGCAUGGAGUCACAGAAGUCUACCGUUUAAAUGUGACCAUUGCAAUAAGUCUUUUCCGUUUAAGGAUCGUCUUGAGAGACAUGCUCAGAAUUACAAACAGACUGACCAGGGGUGCAUAAGAAAGCGCCUCAUUGACUACUAUAAGAUUAAAAAGGUCAAAUGUCCCCUGUGCCCGAAAUCCUUUCCGUUUCAAUCAGUCCUCAACGUCCACCUCAGGCGCCACACUGGAGAAAAACCGUAUAAAUGUACUUAUUGCAAAAAGGGCUUCGCGGAUACCGGUAGUCUUCAUAAUCACUUAAGGAUCCACACGGGGGAAAAGCCCUUCAAGUGCGUCAUCUGUGAGAAAGCUUUUUCGGAUAUAUCAAACCUAUACCAUCACAGAAAGGUCCACGCGAAAAAUAGAUCUGCUAAAUAGGAUGAUUGCGAAAGUUCUUUUUUUUAAUAAGGGACGUCUUGAGGGACACAUUGGAACCCAUGCGGAGGAAUACCCUUCAGGUGUCCACAACUCCUGGCAUUUUCUGUGAAUUUAGCAAACACACCCUAGUACAUAAGGGAAAACACAUUCCCAAAGGCAUAUAAACUCCCAUAUGACAACGAUAUAAUAUUACCAUUUAUAAGUAGUAGUUUUAACUUUUGAAUUCAUUUCAAAACCGCUUUUGUUUUUGUCUAAAAACCUGCAUGUUUAGCUUUAAAACUAAUUCUCAUUAAAUCUAAGGUGUAAUUAA